CAUUCAUUUAUCUUUUUUCUUAAUCUAAUUUUAACAGAAAUGACCCAUGGCGUUAGCAGGCCAUGCUUACAGGUCAGGAGGAGGAAGGAGUGCAUACAUAUUUCAGAACAAAGACGACUCUGAACUUUUAACUGCUGAGAGAAGAAGUUGGGUUUGAUUCCCACGUCUGGCUGCUUGUCACCGCCUCUGGAAGAACUGUGUGGACCUCGGUGCCACAUGCAGGACUGUGCUGCCAACAGGAUAUUUCAGGAGAGGAGUUCAGAAGAGAGAGCUGUUCCAUACUCAGCCAAUGUGUAAUUUUAUCCACGCCGCAGCCUCUCACUUCACACGGGGCUGAUACCUUUUGCCUCCCCCUUUCCUUUGUAUCAAUUGGUCGGACUUCAACCUAUUGUCGCCACAAGCUUCUUUUAUAUCUGCGCUCAGUCUGAGCUGAGGCUCUCAGUCAGAUCCACAGGAGGGACUUCAGCAGCAGCACAGACAAGGAGCGGAGCCCAUCUCGUUGGCGGCUGUGCUGUCAGCUGUGUCUGUUGGGCUCGGAUGUGCACGGUGCUGGAGCUCUCCAGCGUUGGGGCCCAGACACUUUAAUGGGACCCCGGGAGCCGGAAAGGGGUUAUUUUCGCCACAAUCGACGCUCCUCGGCCAUGUCAUAAUGUUGAUGAUACCUCUGCUGGUGUUGCUGAGUUUGUUGGAUCUCGUUAGUUCCAGGGCCCGCUGCGCCACUGGCCAGGCUUGCGACCCCCGGCAGCGGAGGGACGCCGGGGGACGCGGAGGAGUGUAUGAACACCUCGGUGGAGCGCCGAGACGCAGGAAACUCUACUGCGCUACUAAAUAUCACUUACAAAUCCAUCCUAAUGGGAAAAUAGAUGGAUCAUUGGAGGAAGACAACCCGUUAAGCAUCAUGGAAAUCACAGCAGUUGAUGUGGGCGUUGUGGCCAUAAAAGGGCUUUUCUCUGGCAGAUAUCUGGCCAUGAAUGAUAAAGGAAGGCUGUAUGCCUCGGAAGUUUUCAGCAAAGAGUGUGAGUUUGUGGAAAGGAUCCAUGAGUUGGGGUACAACACGUAUGCAUCCCGUCACCACUCCACCGAGCAGCCGCUGCUGCCUGGGGGCGGCGGCAGCAGUAAGCGGAGGGCCAGCGCCAAGCGUCAGUGGUAUGUUUCCAUCAACGGUAAAGGCCGGCCACGGAGAGGCUUUAAAGCCAGGAGCACAGACAAAGCCUCACUCUUCCUGCCUCGAGUGCUGGGCAACAAGGAUUAUGAGAUGGUAAGGCGGCUGAGGGACAGUCAGAGCACACACCACCACAUGCACCAGCACGGAAGUCGCGGUGAGCGCAGAAGACGUAGGCAUCGUGCCCGGAAAGGCCGAGCCCGACGGCCAGAAGACUGAGCAGAAAAGGGGCUGUCCCAGCCAUCCUGUGACGAGGGGUCAGCUCCCCCCGACCUCGGCACAUACUGUAGCUUGAUUGCAGAGGAGGAUGUGAGGAAACAGAUUGGAUGCUGCCUUUUGGAUUAGUUUUGCUUUUGGAUGCCAGUCUGUAGAUGGACAAAAGACCUAGGGCCAAGUGUUGGGCCACAUUCGUCCACUUCAGGAGACUCUCCCACUCACACGGCUGUAUAACCGUCGAUGACUUCUUCAGAAUGCUACUGUAUUGUAAACAAAUGUAUUAAUAUAGAUGAAAACUUCCAUCUAGUUUUGUAAAGAGUUCUACUUUUGUACAAGCAACCAUUAUUACCAUAAACUUCACACAGAGCUAAAAACCCUUUUAAAUAUGGUUCUGUUGUAAAUAGGCUAGCCUACAGUGUGCGUGUCCAGCUGUGGCUUUUCACUGGUCAGAAGGCUGAAACAGCAAAUAGAAUAUAAUGCGUUGCUACUCCGAAGUGCUAACAACAUGACGGCUAUUGAAGAGAGGACUUUACACAGCAAAGCACUUUUGUCAGAUUCAUAAGAAGAAGCAAAAGGAAAAUCAGUGUGAGAUGGGAUCUGGUGUCUUUUGAUAUAAUGUGAUAAUCUACUGUCUGCAAACUGAAAGAAGUGCUUUGUAUAUUUUACUAAUGAUAUGAAUAUUUAUUUGGUCCCUGUGUUUUAAGUUAUUGAUAAGACUAUUUCUGCAUUUUAUCAAUGUUGCUAUUUGUUUCAUAGUUUUCACUCACCAUCCACUUCCAACAUAAAACACUGUGGUACUGACACAAGGAAGCAACUGGCUGAUUUAUUAUGAGUUUUCCAUUUGUUUUCACAGACAAACUUUGUCU
Messenger RNA from Monopterus albus (swamp eel), 2244 nucleotides. RefSeq names its product fibroblast growth factor 3 (gene fgf3). The record is from RefSeq and is a predicted model, not a curated record. Gene Ontology annotation, molecular function: growth factor activity. The transcript is spliced from 4 exons. NCBI's taxonomy places the organism in Eukaryota, Metazoa, Chordata, Actinopteri, Synbranchiformes, Synbranchidae. The coding region runs from base 650 to 1381 and encodes 243 amino acids.